CUCACAAAACAAUGGCUUCAACUUCUUUUUGUCAUUCCAUAACCACUUGUGUUUUAUUCCUCUUUUUUCUAUAUUUAUCUUGUUUCUUCAACAACCUUAAUGCAAAACACAGCAUAACCAACAUUCACAAGAACCAGCAUAGGCACAACAAGCACCUUCAUAAUCCACCAUUAAACCUAAGACUCUACCGCGCUUUUCUUGCGCUGCAAGCAUGGAAACAUGUGAUCUACUCAGACCCGAAAAACAUCACUGCCAAUUGGGUAGGUCCUUCAGUUUGCAACUAUACAGGUAUCUACUGUGCUCCAUCCCUUGAUGAUCCUAAACUAACCGUUGUCGCCGGCAUUGACCUUAAUCACGCAGACAUAGCCGGUUUUCUACCCGAAGAAUUAGCCUUCCUAAGUGACCUUUCACUUCUCCACCUCAAUAGCAACCGUUUCUGCGGCAUCAUUCCAAAAACCUUCACAAACCUAACUCAUCUCUAUGAGCUUGACCUUAGCAACAACAGAUUCGUUGGACCGUUUCCUUCGGUCGUUCUUUCACUUUCUUCCCUUGCCUACCUCGACCUUCGUUACAACGAAUUCGAAGGUCCGUUACCUCCUCAGCUUUUCGACAAACCUUUCGAUGCUUUUUUCCUUAACAACAAUCGCUUCACAAGUUCUAUUCCAAGAAAUUUAGGGAAAAGCAAAGCUUCUGUCAUGGUUUUCGCUAAUAACAAAUUUGGAGGAUGCUUACCAGAAAGCAUAGUAAACUUUGCCGAUACUUUAGAAGAACUUCUCUUAAUCAACACAAGCAUUUCAGGUUGUCUUCCACAACAAGUUGGUUUUCUAUACAAAUUGAGAGUUUUAGAUGUGAGUUUCAACAAUAUUGUUGGUCCUAUACCUUAUAGUCUUGCAGGGUUAUCUCAUCUGGAACAGUUAAAUUUAGGACAUAAUAUGAUGAGUGGAAUAGUUCCUAUGGGAGUUUGUGAGUUACCAAACUUGGUUAAUUUCACUUUUUCUUACAAUUUCUUCUGUGAAGAAGAAGGCAUUUGUAAGAAUUUGACAUCAAAGAACAUAGUUUUUGAUGAUCGGCGUAAUUGCUUGCCGGAGAAGGCACUGCAGAGGAGUGAAAAGGAAUGUAGUGACAAACUUGAACAGCCACCAGUUGAUUGCUUUGAGGUUUGUUGUGUUGAAGGUGGUUCUGGGAAAAAUGCUAGUGCUGGUUCUGUGGCUAUUCCACCUUCUGCAAUACCAGCAGCAGCAAUGCCUGUUUCUGCUGCACCUUUUGUUGCACCAAGCUACCCUUGACCUUGAGCAAAGUGCUUGUGCUGAUUAAUAAAAGUUCAAAUUUGAGUUAGGAAAAUUACCUUGUGCAUACUUUGUUUAUAAUGUGCUAUAUUGUAUUGUAAUCUGUGUAACCUGAAAAGUGUUAUAUGCAACAAAAAUAGACUAUAUGUUUGAGUGUUUGUCUAA
Molecule: messenger RNA, 1451 nt
Organism: Trifolium pratense (red clover)
Lineage: Eukaryota; Viridiplantae; Streptophyta; Magnoliopsida; Fabales; Fabaceae
Product: leucine-rich repeat extensin-like protein 4
Exons: 1
Coding region: 12-1286 (424 amino acids)
Molecular function (GO): protein binding
Source: RefSeq, a predicted model, not a curated record